Messenger RNA from Gymnodraco acuticeps, 2211 nucleotides. RefSeq names its product solute carrier family 25 member 29. Gene Ontology annotation, molecular function: high-affinity L-arginine transmembrane transporter activity. The record is from RefSeq and is a predicted model, not a curated record. Gene Ontology annotation, biological process: mitochondrial L-ornithine transmembrane transport. Gene Ontology annotation, cellular component: mitochondrion. The transcript is spliced from 4 exons. Bases 351 to 1277 code for a protein of 308 amino acids. NCBI's taxonomy places the organism in Eukaryota, Metazoa, Chordata, Actinopteri, Perciformes, Bathydraconidae.
UGCGUGCUAGAAUAAACCUCCUUGAUAGACAGCUUUAGCGGUGAGGGUGUCUGCAUUGACUGUAAACGGCAGAACAGUUCACUGAGAAGGUCAACAGGAGAGUAUUGUGAGGAUAAUUAGAGGACAAGCUUAGUAAUACGACCCACAUUACAUAUAAUUGGCUGCAUCAUCUGUAGGUUGUCAGGUCAUAGACAUAGCUAGCCAGCGCUAGCUAACAUAGACGCUAACUGAAAGUGUCAAUUAGUCUACCUAACGGUAGAUCACACAGUUGGUGACUGUAACUGUCUGUUUCACGGUAGGUAAUAUUUAGUCCAUCUUCCGGUACUCUCAGGGGACGUUGAAGAGCGACGAUGGACUUCGUUGCUGGAUGCAUCGGAGGGGCUGCUGGAGUCUUGGUUGGACACCCAUUUGACACGGUUAAGGUGAGGCUGCAGGUCCAGAGUGUGGACAAGCCUCUGUACCGUGGGACCUUUCACUGUUUCCAGUCCAUCAUUCGGCAGGAGACGUUAUUUGGUUUGUACAAAGGCAUCGGAUCCCCCAUGAUGGGCCUCACAUUCAUCAACGCCAUAGUGUUCGGAGUCCAGGGGAACACCAUGCGUCUGCUGGGACACGACACCCCGAUGAACCAGUUCCUGGCGGGCGCAGCAGCGGGCGCCAUCCAGUGUGUCAUCUGCUGCCCCAUGGAGCUGGCUAAAACCCGGCUGCAGCUGCAGGGUACUGGAGAGAAGAAGUCCUCCAGGAAGUUGUACAAGAAUUCCCUGGACUGCUUGGUACGCAUCUACAACCGGGAGGGUCUGCGGGGCGUGAACAGAGGCAUGGUCACCACACUGAUCCGCGAGACGCCCGGCUUCGGGGUGUACUUCCUGGCCUACGACGUGCUGACGCGUGGACUCGGGUGUGAGCCAGAUGACCGCUUCAUGAUCCCCAAACUGCUGUUCGCAGGGGGCAUGGCUGGCAUCGCAUCCUGGCUGUCCACCUAUCCCGUGGAUGUGAUUAAAUCGCGGCUGCAGGCGGACGGGGUGGGGGGGGUGUACCGAUACAGCAGCAUCGCCGACUGUGUGCGGCAGAGCGUCAGGAGAGAGGGCUACAUGGUGUUCACACGAGGCCUCACCUCCACGCUGCUGAGAGCCUUCCCCGUCAACGCAGCCACUUUCGCCACCGUCGCCCUCAUCCUCAUGUACUCCCGGGGGGAGGGGCAAGGACCUAAAGACUGCGAGUUGGCCCCGACGGGUCACCAGGCGCAGCUUCAGCAGCAGGCCCACCCCUCCAGCCUGUGAUUGCACAAAAGUCUCAACAUGGGCACUUUACUAGAGCAUGGAAAGAAGAAACAAACAUUAAACAACGUUAUUACUGUUACUAAGUCUCAUAACAGACCAGUCAUUCCCAAUUGUAAGUCAAAAACAGUCUGUCAUUUUUCAUAGGAAACAAAGGAAAAUAAGUGUAUAUUUUUCUCAGUUUCAGUCUCGCCUCUGACGAUGCAGAGUUGUAAACGUGUUACCUCUAAUAAGAAAUUAAGUUAUUUUGCCGCAGUUUUACAAAUCUCUUGUAUUACACUGAUCCAGACUUGUUACUGAGCCACACAAGUGAGGGUGUGGCUAGGUAGCGUGUGCACUGAAGGUUGAUAUCUCUAUAUAUUUAACUGCACCUGUGUUUAUAUCAUUGUCUUUGAUUCAUUUCUUUUCUAAUGUUUAUUGGAAACAUUUUCCCUGCCUUAUAAUAUGAAUAAUUGUAUUUUGUUGAAGCUGAAGCACCUGUUUGUGACUGAAUUGUAUCCUGUGGAGAGCCGAGAGAGAGAUGGAAUGUAGCUUUUUGCGCAGAACUUAUCACUUUUGUGUGCUUUUAAACCAAAUGAACAUAUAGCAGCUACAAUCUAAUCCCCACUAAAGCACUAUUACUCGAUGCGGCGCACAUCAGUACCUAAUUCUGACUGAAAUUGAAGGGACUGAAGUGUGCGUAGCAGGAUUUGAAGAUGGCCUUUUGUUUUAGGUCUUGUUUGUUUGUAUUGCAUUUAAGGUUUUACCAAACAAUGUGAAGUUUAUUUAUCACUUUAACAUUACUUCUGCUUUAUGCCCCGGCCACACGAGGACAAAAACGGUCGUUUGCGGUACUGUUUAGUGUCAUAUAGACCGUUCGGCCACACAAGGACGACCGAAUACGGCACUAAACGACUGCGGAAAUUAUAACGGGUCCCAAGGUGAAUAGGACGGCAUA